Molossus molossus (Pallas's mastiff bat) is the source of this 3133-nucleotide messenger RNA. RefSeq names its product CTP synthase 2 (gene CTPS2). NCBI's taxonomy places the organism in Eukaryota, Metazoa, Chordata, Mammalia, Chiroptera, Molossidae. Gene Ontology annotation, cellular component: cytoophidium; cytoplasm. Gene Ontology annotation, molecular function: CTP synthase activity; identical protein binding. Bases 458 to 2218 code for a protein of 586 amino acids. The record is from RefSeq and is a predicted model, not a curated record. Gene Ontology annotation, biological process: CTP biosynthetic process; pyrimidine nucleobase biosynthetic process. The transcript is spliced from 19 exons.
UUGGUGUUCGCUUGGGUUCCAGUCGGGCCUUUGCUAAAUGAGCUGAGGAGGGGAGGAGCAGUCCUGGGGCAGAGCGAGGCCUGCGGCCAAGUGCCUCCAGGGCGGAGGGUGACAGUAAGUUAUUUGUACCGGAGGAGUCACUUUUUAGGCUCUGGUUUUGUUGCAUUGCACAAACCUGGUGCAAACCUCAAGCUCACCAGCGUGAGUCAGCGGGCUGGCGGCAGGAGAGGGAAAGGUGGACGAAGAGGAGGCCGUGCACCCCGAGGCCUGCACCGGCUGUGGGAAGGACCCGGGGGCGACUCCGGGACACCCCUAGCGGCCGCCCUCUACCCAGCCCCACAGGUGAGCGCAGGCCAGCCGCAGGACGGAGCCCACCGUCCCCACCCGCCACCUUCCUGGCACCGUCACCACUCCGCAGAUUCUAUCUGGGAGCUGGCAUCCAGCCAUUUCUAAGCCAAUGAAGUACAUCCUGGUCACAGGUGGGGUCAUCUCAAGCAUUGGGAAAGGGAUCAUUGCAAGCAGCAUUGGGGCGAUUCUAAAAUCAUGUGGACUCCGAGUUACCGCCAUCAAAAUCGACCCCUAUAUCAACAUUGAUGCAGGCACUUUUUCACCUUAUGAGCACGGAGAAGUGUUUGUCUUAAAUGAUGGUGGAGAAGUUGAUUUAGACCUUGGAAAUUACGAAAGGUUCUUGGAUAUUAAUCUUUAUAAAGACAACAACAUCACCACUGGGAAGAUAUAUCAGCAUGUGAUUAAUAAAGAGAGACGUGGUGACUACCUGGGGAAAACUGUACAAGUUGUCCCGCAUAUUACUGAUGCUGUCCAGGAGUGGGUUAUGAAUCAAGCCAUGGUGCCUGUGGAUGGUCAUAAGGAGGAGCCCCAAAUAUGCGUUAUUGAGUUGGGUGGCACCAUCGGAGACAUUGAAGGAAUGCCAUUUGUGGAAGCAUUCAGACAAUUUCAGUUUAAAGCAAAAAGAGAGAAUUUCUGUAACAUUCAUGUUAGCCUUGUCCCACAGCCCAGUGCUACUGGAGAACAAAAAACCAAACCCACACAAAACAGUGUUCGUGCACUGAGGGGGUUGGGCCUGUCUCCUGAUCUGAUCAUCUGCCGGAGUUCAAAGCCCAUUGAAAUGGCGGUGAAGGAAAAGAUUUCUAUGUUUUGCCAUGUGAACCCUGAACAGGUCAUAUGUAUCCAUGAUGUUUCUUCCACAUACCGAGUACCUGUGCUUUUGGAGGAACAAGGCAUUGUUAAAUAUUUUAAAGAGAGAUUGGAUUUGCCCAUUGGUGAUUCUGCAAAUAAUUUGCUUUUCAAGUGGAGAAAUAUGGCUGACAGGUAUGAAAGGUUACAGAAAAUGUGCUCCAUAGCCCUGGUUGGCAAAUACACCAAGUUGAGGGACUGCUAUGCCUCUGUGUUCAAAGCUUUGGAACACUCAGCCUUGGCCAUCAACCACAAGUUGAAUCUGAUGUACAUAGAUUCCAUUGAUCUGGAGCACACCACUGAAUCUGAGGACCCUGUGAAAUUCCAUGAAGCAUGGCAGAAGCUAUGCAAAGCUGAUGGUGUUCUGGUGCCAGGAGGCUUCGGAAUCAGAGGAACAUUGGGAAAACUCCAGGCGAUUUCUUGGGCAAGGGCAAAGAAGAUUCCUUUUCUGGGAAUUUGCCUUGGGAUGCAACUAGCAGUGAUAGAGUUUGCAAGGAACUGCCUUAACUUGAAAGAUGCUGAUUCCACAGAAUUUGAGCCAAAUGCUCGUGUUCCUGUGGUGGUUGAUAUGCCGGAACACAACCCUGGCAAUUUGGGAGGAACAAUGAGGCUCGGAAUAAGAAGAACUGUUUUCAAAACUGAAAAUUCAAUAUUAAGGAAACUUUAUGGUGAUGUUCCUUUUAUAGAAGAAAGACACAGACAUCGGUAUGAGGUGAACCCCACCUUGAUCAACCAAUUUGAACAGAGUGACUUAAGUUUUGUAGGUCAGGAUGUUGAUGGGGAGAGGAUGGAAAUCAUUGAACUGGCAAAUCACCCUUAUUUUGUUGGUGUCCAAUUCCAUCCCGAGUUUUCUUCUAGGCCGAUGAAGCCUUCCCCUCCAUACCUGGGACUAUUACUUGCAGCAACUGGGAACCUGAAUGCCUACCUGCAACAGGGAUGCAAACUUUCCUCCAGUGAUAGAUACAGCGAUGCCAGUGAUGACAGCUUUUCAGAGCCAAGGAUAGCUGAGUUGGAAAUAAGCUGAAACUAAUACACGCUUCAGAAUAACAGGCACUGCCUGAGAAGGCUCUGAAGUAAUUGAAGCCAAGAUAAAGCAACUAUCUGAAGAAAUCGCCACACUCUUGAAUCACUCUGUUCUCCACCAAACAUGGGUUGAAAACAUCGAAGGGAACCUAAUAAUAUGUACUUUCAUUAAUUGGAACCAGAGGGGCACUUUCCUUUUGUCCUCCAGAUGCGGCCUUUGGGUCUUACAGAUUUCUCUAGCCAAUUAAACUUUUCCCAACAAUCUCAGUGGGGAGAAAGUGUGUUCUUGUUUUGUCUGGUGUAUCAGGAUAUCAGGUGCUGAGUGAAGAUCCAGGAACUGAACCUUCACUGUGCUGUAUGGGAAGGGUGGCACAUGCAAUAACUAAUUUUGAGUAAAAAAUAAAUCAUUCUGUUACCUGGAACUCAACUACAGAUGUGGGUGUGGCCCAAGCUUAUUUUAAUUUCUCAUCCUGUUUAUUUCUAGUUAAAAGGAAAUUUAUGUAAGUCCAAGACUGGGGGUGGCAAGUAAGGCCCGUGGUCAGGCACAGAAUUUAAGGGGGCAUAAAAAAACUCAGGAAUCAAAAUCAGUAUAUGUAUUUUUUAAUUGAGAUGAAAUUCACAUAACAGAAUUUACCACUUUAAAGCAAACAAUUCAGUGGCAUUAGGUACAUCGACAAUGUUAUGUAGCCAUUGCCUUUACUUCUGAAGCAUUUCCAACACUCCAAAAUAAAUCCCCAUACCCAUUAGCAAUCACUCUCCAUUCCUACUUCCUCCUAGCCUCUAGUAACUGCUAAUCUCCUUUCUAUUUCUAUGAUUCACCAAUUCAGGAUAUUCCAUAUAAAUUGAAUAGUAUAAUAUGUGGCUUUUUGUAUCUAGCUUCUUUCAUUUAGCAUCAUGUUUUGAAGAUUCAUCCUGU